GUGAGGUCCUCGCUGCCCGCCGACCUCCUGUAGCGCUGCACUGCAGCGACGGCGAGUACCAAGAUUGAAGGGCAGAUGGUUGACAGAAACUGUGUUAAGAGCUCCUUACACAAGUGAAGGAUGGGCACAGUGCGAAAGACUGCCUAACCCCAUCAACCCCGCCAAACGAUUGCAGGCUGGAUUCCUGUCCACCACAACUGUCACCUUUAACCCUCUUGGGAAACCACAGCCUCCACUCCCCGCCCUCGAACCCUUUGAAGCAGCACUCGCGGGCAGCAUCCCCGUCGAGCCUCCCACCAUCCACCACCAGCAACCAACUUACACCGACCGCAUCUCUGUAUUGCCCAUCUGUCAAUCUCGCUAUCUUGUCGGCUUAUUCCACAUUCCGAGUAGAAAGGAGUCCGGUGUAGUAGUAUUGCCUGAUACCCCAACAGACCAAACAGCUCUGUUCGUCACUCAUCAAAGCCCAAUCUGUGUCUCCAGUAACGGUCAAAGUUACCCCACGUCAGGAGCGGGAAGCACUCAGAGUGAACGCAUUCCGUCAUCGAGGCUCGGCUCGGAAGACGCCGAAUUCGUUAACCACACAACAGGUCCGUCUCAGCAGACCAAGCUUCACAUUCGGAUCCGGACUCCGGGCAGACCAUCUGAGUUGUGCUCCCGUGUUCACCACGUGAAUCGGGCAGCCUUCUCGUCAAAGCCCGCUCCUGGUUCAUCUUCCUACAACAUUAUGCCCGAGUAGCCAGGCCCCAAAGGAAUCCCGUCUUCGAGAUCCGGCGUGAUGGAUCCUACCAUCCAGCGCGCCCUGAACGACAAGCUCUAUGAUAAGCGCAAGGUUGGCGCUCUCGAUCUUGAGCGCGUCAUUCGCGAGGUAGUUGCCAAACAGGAUAACGCCAGAAUUGAGGCCAUUCUCGACCAGCUGUGCAACGACUAUGCCUACGCUGUCCACCAGCCCCAUGCCCGCAACGGUGGGUUGAUCGGCCUGGCCGCUGCUGCCAUUGCCUUGGGUUCUGAACUCGCCAGAUACCUUGAGGUCAUUGUGCCACCGGUCCUAGCCUGCUUCACAGACCAGGAUGCACGAGUCCGAUACUAUGCCUGCGAGGCCAUGUAUAACAUUGCCAAGGUCGCAAAGGGCGAAAUCCUCAUCUAUUUCAACCACAUCUUCGAUGCCCUCUGCAAGCUUGGUGCCGACUCGGAACUGUCAGUCAAGAACGGUGCCGAGUUGCUCGAUCGUCUCAUCAAAGAUAUCGUCUCAGAAUCAGCAGCAACCUACGUUUCUGUCUUGGAGCAGCCGCCGCCAUACCAAGAGGACGAUAAGGACGUUCUGGAUGACACGAAUGAACUGCCAACGGCCUUCUCCCUGAAGAAGUUUAUACCACUUCUUCGUGACCGCAUUUAUGCCAUCAACCCUUUCACACGGACCUUUCUUGUGGGCUGGAUUAUUCUCCUGGACUCUAUUCCAGACCUGGAGCUUGUCACUUUCCUGCCUGAAUUUCUCGGAGGCCUGUUGCGAUUCCUGAGUGACCCCAACCGGGACGUUCACGUGGCGACGCAGGGCUGCUUGGACAAGUUCCUCAACGAGAUCAAGAGGAUCGCCCGCAUCAAGAAGGGGGUCGCCGAGAGCAAAAAGUCAAAGGGCGAAGGCAAACGGAAAAGAGAGGACUCGGUUGAGAGCGGGAGCAUACGCCCCACUCUCGAAGAAGGCGACGAGGUGGAUUCCGAAACGGCAGCCGACGACGAUGAGCUGGAUAGCGAGGAUGACUGGGUUCCAGGCCAAGACGUGCAGAUCAACCACAAGGCGAUUCUGGAGAUUCUGACUGCCACACUUGACUCACCGCUGGGUAAGCCGCCCUUCGACAACGGUCGCCAAAAGACUGCUAAUCUCACCCCGAAUCCAGAAGAAGACGGACUGCUGGAGUCGCUCCGCUGGAUUGUCGAAUUUCUUGACAUCUGCCCGGAGGAGGUACUCCCGUUUACUCCCAAGAUUCUAGCUCAUCUCUUGCCAGCAAUGGCCAGUGGGGUUGAGUCAAUUCGCCAGGCUGCCGCCAGGGUCAACACGUCACUGAUGGACUAUGUCGUCUCACUCUCUGACGAUGCUGAGCUCGCAAUCAUUCCGCACCAGCUGUCUAGGAUGCCGCACGGCGAUCGCCAGGACGGAACCACAAGCGCCCGGGCAUCCCUUUCCAGCUCGAGGGAGCUUGAGAUACGAAGUCCCACCCCGGCCACGGGCAAGCCUCUUCCACGGACUCCAACCCCGGGCACGUCUGGCACUUUGCAACCACAAGCAGAUCUUGAUUAUGCCGCUGCGGUAAACUCACUAACCCUGCUGUUUUUGAACGACCACGAAGCCACCCGUGUCGCUGCCCUCACGUGGCUCAUCAUGUUGCACCGCAAAGCACCCAGAAAGGUGCUGGCGUUUAACGAUGGCACCUUCCCUGCACUUCUCAAGACACUCUCUGACCCAGCCGAAGCAGUCGUCACCAAAGAUUUGCAACUACUUUCACAGAUAUCAAGGAAUAGCGAAGACGACUAUUUCACCAAUUUUAUGGUAAACUUGCUGCAGCUGUUCUCAACGGACCGGAAGCUUCUCGAGACAAGAGGAAACCUGAUAAUUCGCCAGCUUUGUACCAGCCUCAGCGCGGAACGGAUAUACCGGACGCUUGCGGACUGUAUUGAGAAGGAGGAGGAUGAUGGACAAACAUUCUUCGUGGCGCUCUUUCGAUCGUGGUGCUAUAACGCUGUGGCAACGUUCUCGCUUUGUCUAUUGGCGCAGGCGUACGAGCAGGCAUAUAACCUCUUACAAAUCUUUGCCGAGCUUGAAAUGACAGUCAACAUCCUCAUUCAGAUUGACAAGUUGGUGCAGCUCCUGGAGUCGCCGGUCUUUACAUACCUUCGUCUCCAGCUUUUGGAGCCAGAGAAAUACCCGCAUCUGUACAAGUGCUUGUAUGGCCUUCUUAUGCUUCUUCCGCAAUCAUCGGCCUUUGCGGCUCUCAAAAACCGGUUGAACAGUGUUAGUUCCAUUGGGUAUCUGCAUAUUGCGCCGAGACCCAACGCAACAACACCGUCGGUGCCCUCAUUUGAUCGCCCCAACCGAUUGAAGGGCCGGGAAGAAGGCAUCAUCCGUUGGGCUGAGCUCUUGGAGAAGUUCCGGACGGUGCAAGAAAGGGCAAGGCGUCUACAAAGGCUGGGCGCAGACACGGAUGAUUCUCCGUUUGGAGUAGGAGAUCUUAGGAUAGGUGGGGGCGAUGGAACCGGGGACAUGAAGCCGGCGACAGGAAGAGAAGGCGGCGGUACAGGGCCUUCUCGGAAUGCAGCAGGGGGCGGUAGGGACUCUCCGGCCGGCGGAACGAAUAACGCGAACUCGGCAUCGUCGAAACCGGAACCGCCGCCAAAGACCAGGACUGGACUGGGGAGACAGCUGGGGAGGUUUGGGGUGGCUGGGCGAGGCAAGCGGAACCCCUGAUCCGAAUCUCUUGUUGCAAGUUGUUUGCCCCGCAUCAACACCCAGCACUACCUGGCUGUCCUUUUGGAACCCGUUUUUGGUUGUCAAUUUUGUUCUGAAGCGAGCAGGCGAGCGCGCGAGUUUGGUUGAUGGCUUUGACUGCUUGGUGCUUGAUUUACAUGAUUUUUGGUUUUGGGGUUUGUUGUUUUUUUAUUGCAUAGUAAAGUUGGCCUCGUUUUGUUUACUUUAUAUCAUGCAUGCCUUGGUUUGGCUUUUUUUUUUCUUUUUUUUUUUGGUCCCCUCCUAUACUUGGUCCGUCCUGCCUUUUUGCUUGCUCAGUGCCACACAACAAAAGAAGACAAAAACAUUCAGUGACCAAAGCUUAAGUGAUAUCCUUCUAACAGGUACAAUCUAUCUCUAGACCAUCAACCAACAACGCAAACAACCCAGUCCCAAGUGACCCAACCCGCCAGACCCCCAUCAUCACAGCAACCGGAUGCUAGUCAGGAAGAGCGCAGUCAUCGUCGGACAGCGACUGAACAGAAACACGAUUACAAACGCUCGCAAAGCCAGACCCGAACCCGUAGUCAGACUCGUCAGCCGUCGAAUCCGAUACCUGUACGGCAAGCACGGAAUCAGAGCCGGACGCGGGAUUCGGCUGUUCAGAGCGGCGGAGGAGGAGGAGGAGGGAGUUCAAGCAGGAGCUUGAGCCUGACGCGCCACCCGAGCUCGGUCAGGAGCCAGAGCCAAGGGGCUACGACGAGGAGUUAUAACCAGCA
This is a messenger RNA of Podospora bellae-mahoneyi, 4218 nucleotides long. RefSeq lists its product as uncharacterized. The record is from RefSeq and is a predicted model, not a curated record. The transcript has 8 exons. Gene Ontology annotation, cellular component: PAS complex; fungal-type vacuole membrane; endosome membrane. NCBI's taxonomy places the organism in Eukaryota, Fungi, Ascomycota, Sordariomycetes, Sordariales, Podosporaceae. Gene Ontology annotation, biological process: phosphatidylinositol biosynthetic process. Bases 779 to 3460 code for a protein of 893 amino acids.